Seminavis robusta is the source of this 1500-nucleotide messenger RNA. The record is from the annotation of a GenBank genome assembly. Lineage: Eukaryota; Bacillariophyta; Bacillariophyceae; Naviculales; Naviculaceae.
AUGAAGACAAUUGCUGUUGCUCCCUGUGUCUUGACGUGGUCCUUGCUGGCCUCUGUGGCAACAUCGUGCACGACGAGUCAGCGACGAUCUUGGCGUGAUACCCCUUGCCAGGCCAAAUUGGAUUUCCUGCAGGCUGUGGCGGAUCUCAAGGCGCUGGAAUCCAAUAAUGCGUACGGCAUUCCAAAUUUUGAUGAUUUUGUAAGAAUCCACUUUGAUAAUAGUGGUGUGGCCCAUGGAGUGGACGCCUUUCUGCCAUGGCAUCGUUGGUACAUUUACAAAUUUGAACAAGCUCUUCAGAUUGUCUCGGGCAAAGCUUGUCUUACCCUGCCCAUUUUCGACUGGGAAUACGAUGCUGGCUCGGAAUUGUAUGCACAUGUCUUGGAAACCGACACCUUUGGAUCAUCGAUUGGAGUGCGGCCGAAUGGACGUUUCCGAGGUUGUGUUGAUGAGGGAAUUGCCGGCUAUCAGGGAAUCUGGUCCACCACGGUAUGGACCAAUGGGUGUCUGGAACGACGCUUCAAUCAAAACUACAAUUUUGCGACAGAGGCCCAAGUGUUGGCAAUUGUCACCAACAGCAGUGUGUUCGAAUACUUUCGUCCGGCACUGGAAGGAUAUCCUCAUGCAAAUCCACACAUUUUCAUUGGAGGCCACAUGUCUACAAUGCACAGCCCGGAUGAUCCAUUGUUCAUGAUGCAUCACGCGAAUGUGGACCGAAUCUGGGCCAUUUUUCAAGACUAUUGGAAUCACGACCAGGUUGCCUCAGGUAGCUUGACCAGUGAUCAAUAUUCCAGCAAUCUCGAUGCGGUGCUUCCCUAUGGCGGCGCACUGACUCACGGAGACUUCUUUCACAAGACAGGCACAUCGAACUUUCCCACAGCCCGAGACUUGCAUCAUAGUCAUGGUGGGAUUGUCAGCGUCACCUACGCCAACGACAAUCUAGCCUUGCUCUUGGAGGAUGCCACGGACACUGCAACAACACGCUAUGCCGACACGAACAAUGUCAAUUGGGUCAACAUUGCCCCAUCCCAGGUCACGACAAUUGAUUGCAGUUCUUCGCCAGUGGAUCCUCCCGUCGCAGCGCCCGUUGCUUCUCCGGUCGCAUCGCCUGUUGCAUCGCCUGUUGCAUCACCCGUUGCGAGCCCAGUUGCAUCGCCCACUUCCUCUUCUGGGUUUUGCACUCCCGAUGGCACUUGUCUUGGGAGAAAUGGAGGUUGUUCCAGUGACUGUGAGUGUUGCAGCAACAAGUGUCAGAAUGGAAGUUGCAAGGGGAACCGUCGGUUCUUGCAGGCUGGACCACCCGAGUUUGCCUCCAGCCAAGCCAGAGAACGGUGGGAAGAUUUGAUCGAGCAAGGUGUUGGACCUGCCAAUGCCAUCAAGGCCAUUGCCAGGGAGGACUGCAACCAACGAGGAAACCCUGUGGGAGCUCCAGCCGAAUGGAUUGCCAUGCAAAAUAUGCAAGAUCAGGCCCGCUACUUCCAAUGCUACCCAUUUGAUGACUAG